GUGGGUCCAGUGGGUCCAACUGAGAAACGAUUCUCAUCCGUGGUUCGGUUGCCGGGAGACGAGCACCAAACAAAUUUCAACAUUUUUACUUUAAAAACUUCACCGUUUUUGAAAAAGUGACGCGCAUUUGUGAACCGUAACUGAAUUUGGUUUCCAUCUACACUUACCAUCUUGGUGGUUGCUUUCGUAGUGUUUUUAGCAGGAAUAGCAAUUUUUUCCAGCCGAAAUUAGCCAGUGAACGGUGUUAUGAAAACAACAGGUUCAGCGUUGGGAUCACUCUCUCACACCGCACUUUCUCCUUCGAGUGUUUUGUUUCAUGGGAGAUGGAUUCUGAUGUGAUUCGACGAUGGAAAAUGUCAUGCGAAUUACAGUAGAACUUUGAUAUGAUGGCAGAGAAACUGGAAGAAGUUUUCCCUAAAAUUUGGACUGCAGGACUCAAUCCACUUGAUUUGAGCAGAAAUGGAAAACUUCAUGAAAUAAACCUCAAUGAUUUCUUCAAAGUCAAGAAAUUUUCCACCGAAAACACCAGCAAUGCAUACAUCAUUGAGUUUACUUCGACCCACGUGUUGAUUGCUUCCGGACAGACUUUGUAUUCCAAUUCUGCUAUCACUCAAAACGCCCACUGCAUAGAUUUCGAUAGUCAAAUUGUGCAACUGUCCGCCUGCACAUGGUACUGCUUAGUACUGCUGGUCGAUGGAAACUUGUUCAAGUACGAUUUCCACGAAAAUCGCCAUACCAAGCUUGAUUUUCUCACCGUAGAGAAUGCAAUGGUAUCGGAUGAAAAAGAAACAAUCACUCACCUUGCCUGUGGUGAUAAGCUUUCCAUCGCUAUUACUAGCAGAAAGUCAGUCUUCACCAUCCCAAACAGGGUGUUCACAUUUCCCAAACACAUCCGGAUCGCUAAAGUUGCAGCAGGACUGGAACACUGCCUUCUCCUGACAUCUAAUGGAGAUUGUUAUAGUUGGGGCGGCGGACUACGCGGUCAGCUGGGAAACGGUGAGAUUACACCGCAUUACGAACGACCACAGUUGAUCGAGGCUCUUGCUGGUGUUAAAAUUUUGGACAUCGCUGCCGGUGGGUGGCAUUCUGGAGCAGUUUCCUCGUUUGGAGAUUUGUACACCUGGGGAUGGAACAGUAAGGGUCAGCUGGGGCUAGAGGGGGAGAAGCGAACGAGAGGGAGCGUGUUCGCUCUACCGCAACUGUUGGAAGUGCUGGAUGCUGACGGUGUUGAGGUUUCGUUUGAAAAAAUCUACUGUGGUAACGGAUAUUCAGCAGCGAUAAGCACCACCGGUGCUAUUUAUUAUGCCGGGGAUGAUAUAACGAACAAAAUAAAAUAUCAACAGAUCCAGAAAGAAGCCAAAACAGAACGAUUCAAGUUUUUCGAUACAACCGCUUGCAUUGAUGGGAAAAUUCGUCUAAAGAGCGGACCCAAUACGAUUAUUUUUAUGAAUCAGAUGAAGUUAGCGAGUAAUAGUGGAGAAUAAGCUUAUGCUACUGUACCAUAGAUGGCCGUCGCAUGUUAAAUGUAUCCUGGUUGCCAGAUUGAGAAUAGUCGGAUUGCCGAAGUAAUUUGAGCACGUGAUUGUCGAAUCGAUUUUGACGAUUAACCCACCAGUGCCCAGUGUAUGAAUAUUAAUACGCAAAAAUGGCCGUUUUUGAUGGAACUGAAGUGUUAAGCGCUUUUUAAAUGAUACCACAUGACAAUUUAAGAGUGUUUUUUGAGUCAGUGUCAUUUUAUCCGUAAUUUUUGUUGUUUUGUUGUGUAUUAAAGCUUGCAAAGUUCGAGUUUCUCGCAAAAGUCGCAAAGUAAACAUAACCUACACCUGGGCAGUAAUGGGUUAAGGACACUUAAAUUCGAAAUAACUUUUCUUUCUGGUUUGUUGGUUGGUUAACCUCAUACUCGUUCGUUUCCAUGACACACGUUACAUAACAAGAUUGUAGUUCAGCAACAAUUAUUUGAAAA
Molecule: messenger RNA, 1963 nt
Organism: Toxorhynchites rutilus septentrionalis
Lineage: Eukaryota; Metazoa; Arthropoda; Insecta; Diptera; Culicidae
Product: E3 ISG15--protein ligase HERC5
Exons: 3
Coding region: 384-1484 (366 amino acids)
Source: RefSeq, a predicted model, not a curated record